Thecamonas trahens ATCC 50062 is the source of this 7733-nucleotide messenger RNA. RefSeq lists its product as uncharacterized. Bases 1 to 7707 code for a protein of 2568 amino acids. Lineage: Eukaryota; Apusomonadida; Apusomonadidae. The record is from RefSeq and is a predicted model, not a curated record. The transcript has a single exon.
AUGUCGUUCGCGCCAAAGACGGCACCACUGUCGUGGGACAAGGUCCUUUCGUGGUCGUUGGACGACGUUCACAAUGUUGGCGCCGCUGACCCGCCGCUGGUCGAGGUGGCGCUGGAAGAACUGAAGGGCGCAAAGUUUGACACGCAGGCGCCAGAGGCUUCUGAUCCGGGUGCUGUGGCCCAUCUGUUCUCGGUUACCCAAGCGGCUAUGGAGUAUGCCCUGGAUAUGUGGUCGGCCUCGGACAGAGACCUUGUCCAGGUCGAGACACAGCUCGAUGCGCUCCGCAUGGCCGGAGGCUCGUCCGGCCUCGGUGCAGCCGCAGAGCUCUCCGUCCUCAACUCGAAAAUCUCCAGCCUCGAGACAACUGUCAAUCAGCUGGAGCGCGAGAAGCUCUCGUUGGAGGAGGAGCUGGCGACCGCCAAGGCCCAGCGGUCCAAUGCGCUCGCUGAUCUUCAGGACGCGCAGGCACAGGCUAACUCGCACCGCCACGAGCUCAUCAUUCUGCAGGAGCAGCUGAAGGAGACCAAGGCUGCGCUCGAGACUAAGGAGCGCCGCGUCCGCGAGGACGCCGCCAACGACGAGCGCUCAAAGACCCAGGUCCGUGAGCUGCAGGUCACCCUCAACCAGCUCACCUCGCGGCUCGAAGAGUCGACCGCCGAGGCCGAAAAGUACAAGAACGAGCUGACUCUCACCCAGGGCCUCUUUGCCGAAGCCGUCGAUGAGUGGGAACGUGUCGAGCGCAACCUGCAGGAUGACGCCGGCGCCGUCCCCGAGUUCAAGCACCGCAUCACACAGCUCGAGGACGAGAAUGACCGCCUCCACGAGGCCAAGGUUGCCCUCACCACCCAGCUCGCCUCGUACGAGACAGACGACUCCCGGUUUAUGGCCCUCGUCGAGGAAAAGAUGGCCACCGUCAAGAAGCUGCUCCUCACCAAGGAGAACGAGCUGGCCGCCAAGGACGCGCGCAUCACCUCGCUCUCAAACAAGGUCGAGAAGCUCGACCUCGAGCUUCGCGCCUCGUCCAACGAGGCCCUCAAGUCGCAGCUCGCAGACCGCGACGCCACCAUCGCCACCCUCCGUCACUUUGUCGAGACCGUCGAAGAGCGCGAGGCCGCGCUGCAGUCCGAAUGGGCCUCGCGCGAGGCCUCGCUCGAUGAGCUCAAGGACCUUGCCGCCCGUGAACACGCAGCUGAGUUUGCUGCCCUCAAAGACGAGGUCUCCUCCACUCGCGCUGCCCUUCGCAACGUCGAGGCUCGCUACAACGAGGCCAUGCAGGAGCUCGACGAAAAGACCCGCGAGAUCCUCGAGGCCCACUGCAUGAUCAAGGAGUACGAGGGCGGAAACCCGCGGUUCCACAUGGCCCUUGACAAGAUCAAGCACCUCAAGGCCAACAUUGCCCGCCAGGACGAGGCCUACAAGGCCCUCAUUGCCAAGAUCAACAAGGUUCAGGCCGACGCAGACUUUCUCGAGGAGGAGAACGCCGCCUACCGCCACAAGUACGGCUCGCUCAACUCGCAAGACGUCACGAUCGUUCUCACCGCAAAGGACCGCGAGCUGCAAAAGCAAGCCGCCCUACUCUCACGCUACCGCCUCGACAUCGAUGAGCUCGAGGAGGAGGUCCUGGAGCUCAAGGCCUGCCUCCGUCUGCAGGCUGUCGAGCGUGGCGCCAAGGCGUAUGAUGCCGGCCUCGACGUCGCGUCUUCCGUCAACGAUUUGCUCGCCCUCCAGCGCCCGCGCAAGUCAGGCACCUCGCUUCUGGCUGGUGCGGCAGGCGGUGACAAUGCGCUCCUGCUCGAUAGGCUGGAGCAGGCGGCAACUCGCCUUGCCAACCUCGAGUCCGAGAAUGGCACGCUGAUGGCCGCCAACGAGUCACUCGCCGCCCAAGCCUCGGCCGCAAAAUCGUCGCUCGCCGCGCUCCGCUCUGCGGCCGCCACAGACCUCGACGCCACCGUCAAGGAACUCAAGUCGCAGCUGGCCGCCCGCGACAGCUCGGCCCCCGUCCCACCUGGCGUCACGGCCCUUCUCGACCUGUGGGACUCCAAGCUCGACCUCGUCGCCCACUGCGACGAGCUUGACGACGCCGUCACCAAGGCCCACGACGAGGUCAAGGCCGUCAAGGUUCAGCUCCGCGAAGAGAAGAUGGAGAAGGAGCACCAUGCUUCGCUUGCCGCCCGCAAGGACCGCGAGCUGGCCGCUCUCGAGGACGAGGUCAUCCAGCUCAAGUCGCAGCUCCGCACCGCGCUCGUCUCGGGCAUGCUCGAUCCGGGCGCAAGCUUUGCUGCCGGCUCGGCCUCCGUCAUGGCGCCAGGCACCCCCUCGCGCCGGACAUACGCCUCGCUGGUGGUCCAGAACCCGGCACUCUCGCCGCCGGCUGCCGCCCGCCUCUCACCUUCGCGCUCGAUGCUGUCAUCGAUGGACCCUGCGUCGGUCGACGAGCUCGGCGGCCUCAUGGCCCAGCUGCUCGAAGCCCUCGAGGCCAACGAGGCCAUGCACUCGGAGCUGCACGCAUCCGAGCGCGCGCUGGCGGAGCUCAACUCGCAGUUUGAUGAGCUCGGCGCUCAGAAGGAGCUUCUCUACGCUGAGCAUGCCAAGACCCUCGCCGAACUCAAGACAGCACAGUCUGCUGCGCGCGCCGCCGAGCGCCGCGCCGGCGACUCUUCUGACCUCCUUGCGGCCGCCCGCGAGACCCUCGCCCAGCUCAAGGCGCCCAACUCGCCCAACAAGGCCCAGCUCAUCAACGCCAAGCGAACAGUCAUCGAGCUCCGCGUCAACGAGAAGGAGCUUGUCCGCCGCCUCGAGGCCGCCUCUUUGCGUGCUGACGACCUUGCCCGCGAUCACGCUGCGCUUCUGGCGCGUGCUGAGGAUGCCGGCUCGUGGACCAAGGGCUACAUCGCCACGCUCAAGGCCUCCAACGAGUUCCUUAAGGCCGAGAACACCCGCCUCCUCGCUCUCACCACCGCCUCGGUCCCGGACUACGAGUACGCCCAGGUUGUUGACCGCGCUGAGACCGCGCUUGCUGCCGCCGCCAACGCCACCGAGGCCGAGGCUGCCGCCCGCGCUGCGCUCGCCAAUGCGCGCGCCAAUGCUGCAGACGCCACUGCUGCGCUCGCCCGCGCCGACGUGCUCGAGGGCCAGCUCGAAGCGCUUCGCAAAACCCACACCAAGACUCUUGAGACUGUCGACCAGCUCAAGGAACUCUCGUCGGCUGUCACCGACGGCUCAGCCCCACAAGUACUCAAGCGCAAGUACAAUAUGGUGGCCGGCCUCAAGGCCGAAGUUCUGUCGCUACGGACCUCGCUCGACUCGGCCAAGGCUGCCGCUUCGGCUGCCAAGAAGCGCGCCGACGCCGCCUCGGCCGCUCUCCAGGCUAACACCGCCUUGCUGGACGAGUCCGAGGCCAAGAUUUCAGAGCUGUCGACCCAGCUCGGCUCGGCACAGGAGAAGCUGCUUGUGGCACAGAGCAAGGCUGUUGGUUGCCUCUCGCGCGAUGCCUCACGUGCGCUCUCGGCCGAACUCGAGGAGACCAAGAGCCGCGCCGCCGCCGCCGCCGCCGACCUUGCCACCUACAAGCGGCUACUCGAGCUCGCCACCACCCAGAUGGAGCAAAUGCGGACGACUCGCUCCAAGCUCGAGGACCAAUCGUUGCUCGCAGCCAAGGCCAUCGAUGAUCUGCAGGCGUCCGGAGACGUCGCCGCCCAGCUCGGCGCUCUCCAUCAGGCCAACAUGCGGUUGAAGGCCAAGGCUGUCGAGGCCGAGCAGGCAGCUCGCGAGACACGCCGCGAGGCCGUUGUUGCCUCCAACGCUCUCAUCGCCGCCACCAAGGACGCUGACCAUGCCACCCGCUCAGCCUUUGAGCUCCGCUCGCAGUUGAUGGACCAGUCACGGGCGUUCCAGGCCGCGGCGUCCGAGCAUCGGCUGGCGCUUGUCGAGCGCGUUCCGCGCCGCCAGCUCGACGACGCCAACGCUGCUCUCGCCCGCGCCUCGCAGCGCGCCGCCGACAAGGAUGCCGCUGUCGCCGACGCGCUCACCAAGCUUGCCGACGCCGAGGCCGCGCUUGACGCCACACGUGUCGCCGCCAAUGUCCAGGCCGAGCUCGUCGAGGGCUACAAGAACGGCUCAACUGCCAGUCUCGUUGAGGAAUGGGCUUCCCAAGUUACUGCGCUGCGUGUUGAGCAGCUCGCCGGCGAGCGGCACCGCGAGCGAGUCCUUGCCGAACUGGCAUCCGCUCGCGCCGAUGCCGCCGAGAACGAGACGCGCCUCGCUGCCGAGCAGGAGCUCCGUGUCAAGCUUGAAAUGCAGCUGGAGGCUGCCAAGGCUCAGGCUGCCACCGCCGGCCAUGCCCAUCUCGCCAACAUGCAGAGCAAGGACCGCGAGCGCGACAUCAUCCUGAUGGCCAUGAAGACCUCGGCCGCCAAGUUGGGCGAGCUCGACCCGUCCAUGCCGGCCUCCCGUCAGCUCGACGAGGCGCGUGCCCAGCUCGCGUCGGCGUCGGCCGCCAUUGCCGAGUACUCGCGCAUGAUCGACGAGCUCGAUGCAGCGCUGGUGGGCUCUGGAAAGCAGGUCGCCAGUCUUCGCGCGGCUCUCCUCGACAAGGACGUGGCCCUGUCCGAGGCAAACGCCAAGCUCAAGGCCAGACACGCCGACGAGGCCCACGGCCGCGCUCUCGCUGCCGAGGCUGGCAACGGUGAGGGUGAUCCUGCCACCGCGCGCCAGCUAGCGCUGGCCCAGUCUUCAGUCAACACACUCGAGGCACAGCUUCAGACCAAGGACAAAGCCCUCGACGAGCUGCGUGCUCUCCUCGCGUCGACGAGAAGUCAAGCGAUGAAGCAAAAGCAGGCCGACGACGAGACCAUUGCUGCGCUGCAAACAAAGGUCCUCGACGCGUCGGACGCGUCGUAUGCCAAGCUCCAAGAGCUGGUCAACCAGCUCAACGUCGACGAGACCAGACCCGACUCGCGCUCGCCUUCGCACGCCAUGCCACCCUCGCUAGAGGCCCUGUUGCAUGCAAAGAACGAGGCGCUCAACCAGUCAGCUGCUGCGUACGCGCAGCUCGCCAACGAGUUGGAGAGCGUCAAGAAAAUGGCCGAUCGGCGGGCGAGCCAGAUCGAAGAGCUCCUCACCUCGCACCGGACCGCCAUGGAGGAGGUCCGUGGCCUGCAUGCCUCGGAGAUUCGCUCGCUCCAGGCCGAACUUGCCGCACAGCGGCAGCAGACUGCCGAGCUGCGGUCGGCACUGCAACGCGAGUCGUCAGCGGCGGCGGCGGCUCCGCCGUCGUCGCUCAAGCACACUGUGAGUGCGCUCCGCCGCGAGCUGGCCGACAAAAAGCGCGCAAUCCGCGAGCUUCGUGCUGAGCUGGUCAAGGCCGAGACAUCGGCGCCGCGGGCCGAGCUUGCCGCGUCCAAGGUCUCGGUCUCGGUCAAAUCGAUGGUGGCACAGCAGACAACCGAGCUGCAGGCCAAGAUUGACGGGCUGGAAGCCGCCAUGGCCCGCGCUGCGUCGGCGGCCAAGGCCAACAAAGACAAGGCCAAGAGCUACCACUCGCAGGUCCGGGUUCUCGAGUCCAAGCUCGGUCGACUCGAGGGUGAGCGCGCCACCAUGGCGCGCGAGAUGAAGGAGAUGGCCACCGCUUUCAAGGCUCGCGAGCGUGAGCUCGCAGCCAAGCGGGCCUCGAUGCGCGACGAGAUCGAGGCCUCCGUCCGCCGCGACCGCUCGUCUGGCGACGCCGACAUUCAGCGAGUUGCCCGUCUCAAGCAACGAGUCGCCGAGAAGGACGGCGUCAUUGCUGAGCUUCGUGACCAGCUCACCCGUGCCAGCAAGCGCAUCCGCAAGCUUGAGCUGGAGGCUAAGGCUGCUGAGGAGCAGAUGGCGGCCGCGCGCGAGCGUGAGGCACAAGCUUCACGCUCGCGGAGCAAGUCGAGCGACAGUCGCGGCGGAGGAGGGGACGACGAUCCGCCACCAUCGCGCGAGCCGGCAAAGCGUCGCCCCGCCACCCGCCGGCCUUCGAGCGCGACGAGCCGCCCAGACUCGCGGUCGGCCGCUGAGAGCGCGGCGGCUAUGGCGCAGUGGGAAGCAAACAAGCGCUGGCAGCGCAAAGAAGCCGCACUCAAGGACAAAAUCAAGUCGUCGGCGGCGACCAUCGACUCGCUCGAGUCGCAACUUGUCGGCCUCAAGGAGACCGUGACCAAGAUGGAGCGCGAGAAGGCGCGGCUGGCAGCCAAGCUUCGCAAGCUUGGUGGCGGAGCGCGGAGCGAGGAGCGACCCAAGUCGGCCAGCAUCAAGUCGGCCCAAGCACUGCACGACCUCCAGGCCGAGGUCUUUGGCCUUACUGCUCGGCUCGAAGAGGAGGCACUGGCAAAGCAAGGUCUCGAGUCUCAGGUUGCGGAGCUCCGGCUCGAACUUGAGCUCCGCGAGGCCCGCGACGACGACGCGGUACUCGUCGGCGUGGCACCGAGUGUAUCGGCUUCUGGAGAUACAGCUGAGGCGGAGUGGCACGCUCGGGUUGUCGAGCUCGAGGCCGCCAAGCGUGCGCUUGAGAAGGAGGUGCUGGAGGUGACCAACGAGGCAACCGAGCUGCGGUUCGAGCUUGCGCAGAAGACCGAGUCGGAGCCGCGGCUCCGGGAGCGCAUCGCUCAGCUCGAGGACCACGUGGCGCUGCUGAAGGCGUCCGGGGCUGUCAUUGCGUCGGCAGACUUGUCCAGCUCGGGAACAGGCUCCAAAGCUAGCAAGCUCGAGUCGGUGGUUCUCUCGCAGAACAGGGUCAUCGAACAGCUCAAGGCCGAGGUGGCGAGCGCCAAAAAGGCUGGUGCGUCUAACGUCAAGUACAUGGCCCUUCGCAAGGCCCACCGUGAGCUCAAGGGCAAGUACGACGAGCUUGAGGCCGCCUACCUCCCACUGAAGGAGAAGGAGGAGCUUGUCUCCGCCGCCGCGUCCAAGGUCAAGCGCCUGGCCGCCGAAAACGCCAAGCUGACCAAAAAGGUCAAGAGCCUCACCGCCGACGCCGCUGCGCUCAAGGAGGCCAACAUCGAGCUGCGAACCCAGACCGGCGUCCUCGAGGCCGACGCGCUCGCCGCCCGCAACGCGCUCGAGUCGCUUCAGGCCUCGGCCGAAGACGACACCUGCCGCGCCCGCGCCCUCCUCGAUCGACAGGAGCACGAGCUCCACGCACAACUCGAGGCCAAGGAGGCCGCGCUGGCUGCCGCGCAGGCCGACAUCGCCUCGCUCUCCACUGUCAAGUCACAGCUGGAGACCCAGCUCGCCCGCGCCCGUGACGACAUCGAGGCCUACCAGGCGCUCAACGGCGGUGCACGCAACGCCGACGCGCUGCUCAAGAUCGAAAAAGAGAACCGCGCACUCAAAAAGCGGGUCUCGGUCCUCAACGACCGCACGUCGGUGCUGGAGAAGGACCUCACCGCCUCGCUCGGUGGCGAGCAGCUACCAAGCGUCGAGUCCAAGGCUACCGAGGCAUACGACAAGCUGCAGCAUACCUAUCACGCUGCACUGGAGCAGAUGGCGCAGCUCGAGCGCGAGAACGAGGCUCUCCGCCUCGAGCUCGACGCCUUUGACCCAAACUUUUUCGACGAGCUUGAGGAGCUCAAGUACGCCUACCGCUCCGCCGUCAAGAAGGUUGCCGAGUACGAGAAGCAGAUGCGUCUUGCGCAGCGCCAGUAUGGCAUCGCCUUCUCGGGCCUGGACGACGACAGUGCCUAAGCCCGUCUAAACAAACCUACGCCCAA